Messenger RNA from Meloidogyne enterolobii, 585 nucleotides. Lineage: Eukaryota; Metazoa; Nematoda; Chromadorea; Rhabditida; Meloidogynidae. The record is from the annotation of a GenBank genome assembly.
AUGUGUUUUUUAAAUUUUUAUAAUUGUGUUAUAUCUUCCAAAACUGUUAUAGAUUGUCUUUAUGAAUUUUUAAUAAAUUUUAUUUAUAGACCUUCAGUUCCUAUGGAACGAUCAAAGAAAAUUAUAAAUAGGUGUAAUAUUGAAAUUAACUCAAACUCUUCUACCAAUUUUGUCAACAAUUUAAUGAAUUAUAUACAAUUUUUACUAAUUUGCUGCCCAAAUUUAGAAUUUAUUGAAUUUGAUUUUGAAUGUCUUAACGCAGUUUCACCCAAAAAAUUUCUCUUAAAUCUCGAAUCCGUUAUUAUUUUAUUUAUUGAGCAUCUCAAAAAUUUAAAAACUGGUAGGAAAAAUUUGAAAAUCGAAGUAGAAUUUGCGUCAAUAUUUGAUGACUAUAUGUUUGAUAAUAUCGAUACUGACAACAAAUUUUUUAAUUUGGGGAAACCUUUUGAAAUAGAAAUCGAUGAUUUAUUGGCAAAUGAUGAGUAUCCAGCCUAUUAUGCACGUAAUAUAGAAAUUGUUGAUUCUGUUGGAAGACAACACGAAUGUUUUGUUGAAAUACUUUCUGAAAAAUUAUGUGGAUUAUGA